Messenger RNA from Spodoptera littoralis (African cotton leafworm), 820 nucleotides. The record is from the annotation of a GenBank genome assembly. Lineage: Eukaryota; Metazoa; Arthropoda; Insecta; Lepidoptera; Noctuidae.
AUAACCUUAGUUUUCUCUACAUUUCUGUGCUCUUGCUUUUAAAUUGUUUAGAGUGGAGUGGAUUUUAGCAACAUGUUUCUAACUCUAAGGUUAUUGUCGAACCGACACCCUUCGUUUAUUGCACGUACAGUUUUCGUGAAAAACGAUAAUGUUGAUGACGCCUGUCGGCUGAUGAACAGAAUUCUUGGCAAGGAAGGCAUACUCGAGCAGUACAGGCUAACCAGAUAUUAUGAAAAACCAUUUCAGACAAGAAGAAGAGUGAAUCACGAGCGUUGUAAGGCCAUAUACAAUGAGGAUAUGGAGAGAAAGAUACAAUUUGUACUCAGGAAGAACAGACAUGAUCCCUUCCCUGGCUGCUCUUAAACAUUGUAAAUGUAUUUGUUUACAACUUAGAAAGUGUCCACAUGUGUCCAAAGAGUGCUACAACCAUGUACUAGUGUAUAAGAAACUUUUAAGUAGGUUGCAAGUAAGAUGGGUAGCAAUCUGUUAUUAUUUAUUGUAGUAAGAACAUAAACUUAACAUGAUUCAUUUCUCAAAGGUGCAUAAUGUUACCACAGUAAAUAUUUAUUGAUAUUAUAUAAUGUUAUAAGAACCACAACCAUUUCCUAGAACAUUGUUAGACUUUAUAAACAGAAAAUUGUAUAUCUACUGGUGACAUAAUGGCCCUUUGACCCUGAACAUUUCAUCACUUGUAUGUCACUAACUUCAACACAAGCCUGAAACACAAGUGAGCCUUGGUUAUGAAACAUGUAUAUUGUAUAGUUUAUAAAAGAAAUCAAAUUGCAUUGUACUUUAGAGAAUAAAACAUGAUAUCAAAUAG